Molecule: messenger RNA, 1410 nt
Organism: Punica granatum (pomegranate)
Lineage: Eukaryota; Viridiplantae; Streptophyta; Magnoliopsida; Myrtales; Lythraceae
Source: RefSeq, a predicted model, not a curated record
CUCCAUAACCAAACUCGUUCUGCAUCCCCACCUCUCAACCUCCACUGACUGUACAGAAUCUCACCCGAAAGCGAACGAACGAUCGACAAUGGUGUCCAGUACCGCUUGGAAUUGGCUCGUCUCUGUUCAAGUUCUGCUAAUCUCUGCCGGUGUAGUCUCCAUAGCCACGGCGUUGAAGUUCUCCGUGAUUCCGCUGAUUUCAGAGCUCUCGAGCUCUUACCUCCCGCCACUGCGGACCUCGAUCGUCGCCUGGCUUAAGCCGCCGUUCCUGUUCCUGAUCAUCAACGGCAUCAUCAUCACCAUUGCCGCCUCCUACAGGUUCCAGUACCAGAGCAGCCGCGAAGUCUCUCCCCAGCCGAUUCCUGAUCCGCCGGAGAGAGUAGUGGAGGUCAGGCAAGUCACGGUGGUUGCUUCGGGAGGCGACAUGCACGAGGUUUACGAAGACAAGCGGGUGGUGGCUGAGGAGAGCAACAAGGAUAAUUGCUUGGCGAUUGAAGGUGGCGCCAGCGACAGAUAUGAUGAGGCGGAGGUGCUCGUGGACUCGAGGUCGCCGGUAGUGGAAAUGUACUCGACGGAGGUGGUUCGGCCGGCGACCCACUCACUGGCGAAAAAGCCUAAGCCUUCCCCUAGAUUCUUCCACCGGAAAUCGCUUAGCGGAAUCUCCGGAGGUGGCAGAGCUCCGAGAGCCGGAGAUUUCGAGCGGCACGAGACGAUGGAGGCGACGUGGAAGGCGAUCACAGAGGGGCGGGUGACGACGCCGACGACGGUGAUGAGGCACUUGAGCAGGAGCGGCUCGUGGGAUGAUCGGGAGGGUCCGCAGAUCAGCCCACUGGAGUUGGGGCCGCCACCACCUCCUCCUUCUGCUGCUGCUCCACCGACGGUGAAAAAAUCGGAGACUUUUAAAGACCGGAGCAAUCGGCUGCAGCUUCCGCCUCUGUCGCCGGUGAAGCUGAGGAAGGAGCCGUCACUGAGCCCAGAGGAGCUGAACCGUCGGGUGGAGGCGUUCAUAGAGAAGUUCAACGAGGAGAUGCGGCUGCAGAGGCAGGCGUCGUUGGAACAGUUGAAGGAGACGAUGGGCCGUGGGCUCUAACAUGCUUUUUUUUGCCCCAAAACAUUUUAGUAUAAAUAUAUAGAAUUAAUUAAUAUGGACAAAAACUCUAAUACAUAGAUAGAUAGAUAGAUUCAUAGAUAAUAGAAACAUAUUUAGGAAGUUGGAAAAAAGUAUAGGUUUUUUUUUCCUGCUAGCAUUCAUGGGUAGAUAUUAUCCAAGAAAAAAAAAUAUAUGAUGGUUAGGUGAUUUUUCCUUUUUUAUUUUUAAUUUUUUGCGAAGAGAAAAAAAGAAAAUUGACCUUUGUUCUUUUAUUUGUAAUGUUUGUAUAUGAACGAAAAGAAUAUAUUUUUCUUUUUGUA